UUGCUGUACCAGUACCGUGUUGGUAACUUAGGAAUUUCCAAAAAGUCUCAUUGGUGAUCGUAACUGGAUGCCGCACGACUUUGAGCAAGCACCAGUCGCAAACCUUCUUCUCCUGCUAGCGGGCUUUAAACGCACUGUUACUGCACUUUCUGGGUGAUUCUAAAGGUGCUUGCUUAAUCAUAUUUGUAGCGGCAAUGAACCAGAGGGCUGUAAGUUCUUCAGGGACAGAAAACCCAGCUGGCAGUAAUAAGCAAAGUGACGGGCCUGGUGUUGAUCGCGGACCUGAGGCCAAUGGUGGUGCUAGAAUCCCGGAAAGGUCAGCAUAUGUGAUACUGGCCUUGUUUGUUCUGGUUAUGCAUGGCUCCUCGGUUGUUUAUCGUUUUCAGUUUGAGAGACUGCCUGUGCCUCUUACUGCUGAACAGGCAGGCAAGAGGGGUUUCUCUGAGGAAGAAGCCAUGAAGCAUGUUAGGGCCUUGACUAAAUUGGGCCCACAUCCUGUGGGUUCUGAUGCUCUUGAUCUUGCUCUCCAGUAUGUACUGGUGGCAUCUGAAAACAUCAAGAAGUCAGCUCAUUGGGAGGUUGAUGUUCAAGUGGAAUUUUUUCGUGCACAUUCUGGUGCCAAUCGUAUGGUUGGUGGUCUUUUUAAGGGAAAAACACUUGUUUAUUCAGAUCUAAGUCACAUUUUGUUGAGAAUAUUGCCGAAGUAUGCUUCUGAAGCAGAAGAAAAUGCUAUCCUCGUCUCCUCCCACAUUGAUACUGUUUUUUCAGCGGAAGGAGCUGGAGAUUGUAGUUCAUGUGUAGCUGUUAUGCUGGAGCUUGCUCGAGGAAUUUCUCAGUGGGCUCAUGGAUUAAAGCACUCUAUCAUAUUUUUAUUCAAUACUGGGGAGGAAGAGGGCCUAAAUGGUGCUCAUAGCUUUGUAACACAGCAUCCAUGGAGCGAUACUGUUCGUUUGGCUAUUGACUUGGAAGCCAUGGGUAUUGGAGGGACAUCUGGCAUAUUUCAGGCUGGUCCUCAUCCUUGGGCUAUCGAGACCUUUGCCCAGGUGGCUAAGUAUCCAUCUGCCCAAAUCAUUGCUCAGGAUCUUUUCUCUUCUGGAGCUAUAAAAUCUGCGACUGAUUUUCAAGUGUACAAGGAGGUUGCAGGUCUUUCGGGCCUUGACUUUGCAUACUCUGAUAGUACUGCUGUAUAUCACACAAAGAAUGACAAGUUAAAGCUUUUGAAACCGGGUUCACUUCAGCAUCUUGGAGAAAAUAUGCUUGCAUUCCUGCGUCAGGCUGCUGCUUCCCCUCAUAUUCCUAAUGCCAAGGCAAUGGAAGCAGAUGACAAGUCUGACUAUGAUACUGCUAUAUAUUUUGACAUUUUGGGGUCAUACAUGAUUGUGUACCGUCAAGGGUUUGCCACUAUUCUUUAUAACUCAGUGAUAAUGCAGUCUCUUCUGAUAUGGAUUGCAUCGUUGCUAAUGGGUGGUUAUUCAGCUGCAAUAUCAUUGGCCUUAUCAUGUUUGAGCAUUAUCCUGAUGUGGCUAUGUUCAUUAAGUUUCUGUCUUCUUGUUGCCUUCAUUUUACCAGUCAUGUCUUCUUCACCAGUGCCUUUUGUUUCAAGUCCGUGGUUGGUUGUUGGUCUAUUUGCUGCUCCUGCUCUCAUUGGGGCAUUGGCUGGACAAUAUAUGGGCUACCUCAUCCUCCAGACAUAUUUGUUGACUGUAUCUUCAGGGAGAAGGGUGAACCUGUCUACUUUUGUUCAAUCUGAUUUGGCCAAGUUGGAUGCUGAAAGAUGGCUGUUCAAAGGUGGUUUGGUGCAGUGGCUUGCUCUGCUGAUCUUGGGAAAUUAUUAUAAGAUUGGAUCUUCCUAUUUAGCUCUUGUUUGGCUAGUCUCACCUGCAUUAGCAUAUGGCUUGCUUGAAGCAACCUUAUCCCCAGUGCGGUUUCCGAAGCCAAUCAAGAUUGCCACAUUGCUGAUAGGCCUAUCCCUGCCCUUAUUGAUUUCUUCUGGCAUGUUUAUUAGGCUGGCAGGCACAAUAAUUGGCAUUGCAGUUAGAUUUGACAGGAGCCCGGGUAGCACCCCUGAGUGGCUUGGGAAUGUCAUACUCGCUGUAUAUACUGCUGUGAUCAUAUGUCUUUCUUUGGUCUAUAUCCUUUCAUGCAUUCACUAUUCAGGUGCGAAAAAAUUAAUCAUCUUUGCCAUGUGUGCUCUGUUUGGUCUCUCCUUUGCUGUGGUAUUUUUUGGUAUUGUGCCACCAUUUACUGAAGAUACUGCAAGGGCUGUAAAUGUCGUGCAUGUUGUGGAUACAAUAGGAACAGUUAGUGGAAAGCAAGAACCUAGUUCAUAUGUUUCUCUGUUUUCAGCGACUCCUGGAAAAUUGACAACAGAGGUUGAACAUAUUGGAGAAGGAUUUGUUUGUGGUAGAGAUAGGGUCCUUGACUUUGUUACCUUUUCAGUAAAAUAUGGUUGCUGGACCCACAAUAAUACAGGAAUUGGGUGGAGCAAAUCAGAUAUUCCCACAAUGAAUGUCAAUAGUGAUAUAAAGGCAGAAGACAGAAUUACACAAAUUUUAGUAGAUACCAAAGUUUCCACCCGCUGGUCUCUUGCUAUCAAUACAGAAGUAAUAGAAGACUUCAAGCUUAAAGAUGACUCCGAGGAGUUGGUUCCACUGGGUGACAAGAGCAGUGUCGAUGGAUGGCACAUUAUUCAGUUUUCAGGCGGGAAGAAUGCGCCUACAACAUUCGACCUGACCCUUUACUGGUUCAGAAACUAUACAAAAGCAACGAAAGAGGAUGGGAAGAAUGCAGAGCCAUAUCUCCUAAAAUUGAGGACAGAUGUGGACAGAUUGACACCAAAAGCUGAAAGGGUUCUGAAGAUGCUUCCUUCCUGGUGUUCUCUAUUCGGGAAGUCGACUUCUCCCCACACCUUAGCUUUCUUAACUAGCCUUUCAGUUAACUUAUGAGUUCAACACGUUUUGAUGCUUAUACUUAGUGUGAAAACAAUUUGUUGGUACAUGCAGGUUUACAGAUAGAAACACCAUCAAUGAUGUUCUAAUCCAAUUUAAGAAACCAUUUUACAGA
Messenger RNA from Diospyros lotus (date-plum), 3063 nucleotides. RefSeq lists its product as uncharacterized. The record is from RefSeq and is a predicted model, not a curated record. Gene Ontology annotation, molecular function: metalloexopeptidase activity. The transcript has 14 exons. Gene Ontology annotation, biological process: proteolysis. NCBI's taxonomy places the organism in Eukaryota, Viridiplantae, Streptophyta, Magnoliopsida, Ericales, Ebenaceae. Bases 195 to 2945 code for a protein of 916 amino acids.